Brassica oleracea var. oleracea is the source of this 2178-nucleotide messenger RNA. RefSeq names its product importin subunit alpha-7. Gene Ontology annotation, cellular component: cytoplasm; nucleus. NCBI's taxonomy places the organism in Eukaryota, Viridiplantae, Streptophyta, Magnoliopsida, Brassicales, Brassicaceae. Gene Ontology annotation, biological process: NLS-bearing protein import into nucleus. The transcript has 11 exons. The record is from RefSeq and is a predicted model, not a curated record. Gene Ontology annotation, molecular function: protein binding; nuclear import signal receptor activity. The coding region runs from base 49 to 1671 and encodes 540 amino acids.
UUUGAUUUUGAUCCUCACCAAACCUUCAAAAAAUCAGGCGAUCGAAGAAUGAAAGGAGGAGGAACAACGAGCUGGACGACGACGUCAGUGCGGAGGAGCGGGUACAAGGCGGUUGUCGACGGAGUCGGGGGACGGCGACGAAGAGAGGAAGACAUGGUUGAGAUCCGCAAAGCCAAGCGAGAGGAGAGCUUGCUCAAGAAGCGUCGCGAGGCUCUUCCUCUUCCUCAUUCUCCUCCUCCCUCCGCCGCCGUUUCUCUCGAUCAGAAUUUGAUAAGCCGUAUCUGGUCUGACAAGAAGGAGCUGUUGAUCGAGGCUACUACUCAGAUCAGAACGUUACUUUGUGGUGAAAUGUUUAAUGUACAUGUUGAAGAAGUUAUACAAGCUGGUUUGGUUCCACGCUUUGUGGAGUUCCUUACGUGGGAUGACUUUCCCCAGCUUCAGUUUGAAGCGGCUUGGGCUUUAACAAAUAUUGCAUCUGGAACGUCUGAGAACACUGAAGUGGUGAUUGAUCAUGGAGCUGUUGCAAUACUAGUGAGACUUCUAAGCUCACCAUACGAUGGGGUCCGUGAACAGGUUGUGUGGGCAUUAGGAAAUAUUUCUGGAGACUCUCCUAGAUGCCGUGAUAUAGUCCUUGGACAUGGCGCUCUACCUUCUUUGUUGUUACAGUUAAACAAUGGAGACAAACUUUCUAUGCUUGUAAACGCCGCUUGGACUUUGUCUAAUCUUUGCAGAGGGAAGCCACAGCCUCCCUAUGACCAGGUGAGUGCUGCAUUACCAGCUCUUGCACAACUCAUUCGGUUAGAUGACAAGGAACUCUUGGCUUAUACGUGCUGGGCGCUGGUGUAUAUCUCUGAUGGUUCAAAUGAAAAAAUACAGGCCGUUAUUGAAGCCAAUGUUUGUGGGCGACUUAUUGGUCUUUCGGUCCACCGUUCACCUUCAGUUGCCACUCCUGCUCUUCGCACCAUUGGCAUUGUUGUAACUGGAAAUGAUAGUCAAACUCAGUAUAUAAUUGAUCUACAAGCGCUCCCAUGCUUGCUAAAUCUUCUAAGAGGACCCUAUAACAAGACCAUCAGGAAGGAAGCUUGUUGGGUAGUCUCUAAUAUCACAGCUGGCUGUCAAUCACAGAUUCAGGCUGUAUUUGAUGCUGAUAUAUGUCCUGCACUUGUUAAUCUGCUCCGGAACUCUGAGUUUGAUGUCAAGUAUGAAGCUGCUUGGGCUAUCUGCAACGCUAUAGCUGGUGGCUCUUACAAGCAAAUCCUGUUUCUUGUAAAGCAAGACUGCAUAAAACCUUUGUGCGAUAUUCUUACAUCCUCGGAUACCCAACUCGUCAUGCUUUGUUUAGAAUCACUUGAGAAGAUACUGAAGGUGGGAGAAGCAUGCUACACGAGACACGCUGAAGGUGUUUACCAAUGCACUCAAACAAAUGUAAACCCACAUGCUCAAAUUAUAGAAGACGCCGAGGGACUGGAGAAAAUAGAAAGCCUGCAAUCUCAUGAGAACAGUGACAUCUAUGAAAUGGCGGUGAAGAUUCUAGAAACAUACUGGUUAGAAGAAGAAGAAGGAGAAGAGGAAGAUAAAGGAAGACAAGACAUGGUGUAUUUCCCAGUUGAAAACUUUGCAAACAUGCCAACACCCUCAUGUACUCUCGGUGAGAUGCACUGUGGACCUUAAGAGGACAGGCGGCUUGGCAAUCACACACUCAGCUCAUUUGUCCAUACACUAACAGAGAAUCAAGGUUAGAGUUUAUUACAAUGCUUUGGAUAGUAAUGAAAAUAUUGGUCUUUGGUAGUUUAUAUUCUUAAACAAACUGUAAUCCGUACAGUUCCUAUAUGCUGUCUUUUUCUUCAUAGAUUCUUGGACAUUAUAGUUAAAAUCUUCUUUACAUGUAAAUAAGCCACUAUAAAAUUCGGUAACAUCCAGAAACUUACAAAGACUCAAUACAAUAGACUAGUGAUUACUGUCCUAUGUGUACCUCAGGAAACAUGCUUUGAUAUAACAGUGCGAUAAGAAACUAAAGUAUCAGAAAAAUCUGUAGCAAAGCAAUGGAACAAGAAAGACAACACAAUCGAAUUUUUUCUUCAGACCAAUUGGUGCAAAAAUGUGGGGUUCCCAUCAUAAAAGAAUGAAAAAAUGAGGGUUCAACCUUGUUUCUUGGUUCAGAAGAUAAUCUCCUUGAGG